This is a messenger RNA of Carica papaya (papaya), 1363 nucleotides long. It is a transcript of the gene DRT102, whose product is annotated as DNA-damage-repair/toleration protein DRT102. Gene Ontology annotation, biological process: carbohydrate metabolic process. NCBI's taxonomy places the organism in Eukaryota, Viridiplantae, Streptophyta, Magnoliopsida, Brassicales, Caricaceae. The record is from RefSeq and is a predicted model, not a curated record. Gene Ontology annotation, molecular function: isomerase activity.
CAGUGAAGAAGGUGACACUUCACACUGUAACGCCUUCAUCUUCUCUCGCUCAAACCGCCCAGCUUCCAAAACCACCACAUCAAAUUCUCCACCACCACCGCGGUCAUGGCCGCUUCCGUCGAAGUUUCCGAUCGGCCGCUGAAAAUCGUGGCCGGAGCCGAUUCUUUCGGGGAGGUUCUGAAGGACGCGAUGGUUGCUCAUCUCCGCUCCCUCGGCAUAGAGGUGGAAGACCUCGGGACUACCUCUUACUACUGCGCCGGCGAGGAAGUCGGCCGCCGCGUAUCCGCUGCCGCCUCGUCCGGCUCCGACACUCACGAGACGCGUGGCCUCCUCGCUUGCGGGACCGGCGUCGGUGUCGCCAUCUUCGCUAACAAAUUUCCCGGCGUCUAUGCCGCCACCUGCCUCACCGUCGCGGAGGCACGCAAUACUCGCUCAAUCAACAACUGCAACGUUCUCGCUCUCUCCGGCAUGGCCACCGAUCGUGAAUCCGCUGUUGAUAUCGUCACCGCCUGGCUGAAUACUCCUUUCAAGUCUCCUUGCCCUGCAUCAGACAACGAGCCCUGGAACCCUGAGAUCUCGACUUUCUUCGACAAUUCUCUGGCGGAGAUGGCCAAAAUCGGCGAGAAAGACAACGAAAAGAAACAGAAUCAGCAAUCUAUUUGUUCACUCUGUUGCUUGGCUGGGAAUCGGCAACUCAAUCCUAUUGACAUAAUGCCUGGUUGUUCGAUGAAGAUUGUCAAGGAAAGCCCUACGUCGGCGAUCGUGAGAUUCGAGGCGGGGAGUGUUGAGCCGGCGCACCACCACACUUUCGGUCACGACUUGGUGGUGUUGAAGGGGAAGAAGAGUGUUUGGAAUCUGAGUAAGAAGGAGAGGUACGAUCUUAGCUCUGGUGAUUACUUGUUUACACCUGCAGGUGAUGUGCAUAGAGUGAAGUAUUACGAGGAGACAGAAUUCUUCAUCACCUGGGAGGGCGGCUGGGACAUUUUCCUCGACGAGGAUCUUGAGGCUGCCAAGAAGGCUUUGGAGGAGGAGUUACGUGUUAAUGGAUUGGCUUAAGUUUAGACUUAUUAGGUACUCGAGAAAGGGCGGACGGGCCCGAUACAUAGAGAACUCUACCAUGAACGUUACCUCAGUCGGACGGGGUUGGGAAGUCCUUUACCAGUAAGGUUUGGCAGAUAUGGUUCACCCUUAUAUUGGACAGGGUAUCGAGGUGGUAGAAUGUUUGGCGCCCAUUACCGGAAUGGGUAUGGGAAUGGCCGGUUAAAUGUUUAAUUAGUUAUGGGGUUCACGAGUAGGGGGACAUCCCUAUGGACCUUUAGGGGUACUGGUAAGCGAGUAAAAAAUAGAAAGUGAUCGUCUCUUA